Molecule: messenger RNA, 1907 nt
Organism: Sorghum bicolor (sorghum)
Lineage: Eukaryota; Viridiplantae; Streptophyta; Magnoliopsida; Poales; Poaceae
Product: lysosomal Pro-X carboxypeptidase
Exons: 6
Coding region: 46-1707 (553 amino acids)
Biological process (GO): proteolysis
Molecular function (GO): dipeptidyl-peptidase activity; serine-type exopeptidase activity
Source: RefSeq, a predicted model, not a curated record
GAUUGAGUACUCCAAUUCUCCACAAGUCAAUCAAUCUGCAAUAUCAUGGAGAGAGCCAUCAUCAUCGCCGCCGUCUUCCUUCUCCUGUCACUCCAAACAGCCGCAACAGCAGCAGCAGCCGCCGGAGUGGGCCGCCGCCGUGUCACCAGGCGGCGGCCACCGCCGACGCUGGCCACCCGCCGCCACUACGCCACAUCGCUGCAGGUACCGCGCGCAGGGGACGACGCCGCCUCCUCCUCCUCCUCCGUGCCGCCGGCGGUGCAGUACGAGACGCGGCGGUACACGCAGCGGCUGGACCACUUCAACUCGCUGCCUUCAAGCUACGCGACGUUCCAGCAGCGGUACCUCAUCAACGACACGUUCUGGGGCGGCCGGAGCCGGACGGCGCCCAUCUUCCUCUACGCCGGCAACGAGGGCGACAUCGACCUGUUCACCAACAACACCGGGUUCAUGUGGGAGGCCGCGCCGCGGUUCCGCGCCAUGCUCGUCUUCGUCGAGCACCGCUACUACGGCGAGUCCAUGCCGUUCGGCGGCACCAGGGAGGCCGCGUUCCGGGACGCCGCCACCAAGGGCUACCUCACCGUCACGCAGGCGCUCGCCGACUACGCCUCGUUCGUGCUCAGCCUCAAGGCCAACCUCAGCGUGCCGGCGGCGCCCGUCGUCGUCUUCGGCGGAUCCUACGGCGGCAUGCUGGCGGCGUGGAUGCGCCUCAAGUAUCCGCAUGUUGUCAUGGGCGCCGUCGCGUCGUCCGCGCCCAUCCUUAGCUUCUAUGGCAUCGUCGAUCCCUACGCGUUCUACGACCGCAUCAACGACGACUACAAGAGCGAGAGCAAGAACUGCUACGACGUGCUUCGGAAGUCGUGGGACGUGCUCGACGAUGCGCUCGCAACCAAGGAAGGCCAGGCACAGCUGAGACGUACAUUCAACAUGUGCAAUGGAAGCAGCGUGUGGGACAUCCCGUCUCUACUGGAGAACGCGAUGGUGGAGGCGGCGAUGACAGACUACCCGACGACGUCGGGGUUCCUGACGCCGCUGCCGGCGUACCCAGUCCGCGCGAUGUGCCGCGCCAUCGACGCCCGCCACCAGCAGGCGGCGGCGUCGACCUCCACCUCCGGCUCCGGCAACGACGACGGCAACAACAGCAGCAGCAGCACGGCCCUGCUGCUGCUGUCCGAGCAGGUCCGGGACGCCAUGAACGUGUACUACAACCACACGGGCGGCGCGGCGUGCUUCCGCGCCGAGGAGGACGACGACCCCUACGGCCUGUACGACGGGUGGAACUGGCAGGCGUGCACGGAGGUGAUGGUGAUGGCGUACGGCGUCCGCGAUGGCACCGUGCUGCAGCCGGCGCCCUUCAACUUCACCGAGGUCGUCGACGACUGCCGGAACGUCACCGGGCUGCCGCCCCGACCGUUCUGGAUCGAGACCGAGUUCGGCGGAUACGAUAUUGCGAAUGUUCUGAAGAAAUCUGCUAGUAAUAUCAUCUUCUUCAACGGGCUGCGGGAUCCGUGGAGCACUGGAGGCGUACUGAAGAGCAUCUCUGACAGCAUCAUUGCGUUGGUGGAGCCCAAAGGGGCACACCACGUGGAUUUGAGAUUCUCGAGCAAGGAGGACCCAGAGUGGCUGAAGAAGGUGCGGGUGAAGGAGACGAGGAUCAUAGCGCGCUGGCUCAAGCAAUACUACAGUGACGAGGGCAUUGCAACCUGAAGAAGCUUUUUAUUGUUUUCUUUUUCCUCAAUCAGCUCCUCGUGUUCUUUGAUAGAUUAAUUAUUACUGUCACGUAGACUAGUAGAUUAGGCAGGCUAGUCAUCCAGAUGCAUAUAAUCUCGUUUUAGUUUGCUAUAUAGGUGGUUUAUUUCUCAGACUGUCAUAUCGGAUCAAGAGCCAUUAAUAGAUUUGCAGAGAAA